UGUACGCCGCUUGUUCUAUUAAUUUUAUGUUUAGAAAAUAAAUAAGGAAACCCAAUAAAAAACAUAUAGCCAUAUUUUAUUAUUGUUUAUAACGAUAUUUAUUGACACAUAAUAAUUAAUAAGUUUUAGUUUUGUGACCCAUGUAACACUUAAAUCUGUUUUUAAUUAUGGCUGUAGUGGGUGUGCAAUUAAAUCCUGUGAACAAUUUGCCAAAAAUUGAAAGUUUUCUCAAUGAUUCUUCAUAUAAAGAAGCUAUAGAAAGUUCUUCGAACUUUAAUACAAGACUAUGUGUAGAAAGGCGAUUACGAAUGCCAUUUUUGGAUCCCCAGACUGGUGUAGCUCAAAAUCCAUGUGCACUUUUUAUGAAAAAGAAACAACGAAUGCCCGGAAUGCGGGAAGGACAAAUUUAUACAUACCCUUCUGCACGAUGGAGAAAAGCAAGAAGACAAUAUUUGAGACAUCAUCAACCUUAUACUGAUAUUAUAGAACAUGAAAGUGAUAUUCAUACUGUUAUAAAUCCUGAACAACAGGUCACUGGGCCUUCUGAAACAGAAGUACCAGAAACUAGUCAAUCACAUCUAAAAGAUGAACCACCAAGUGAAUGGUUCUAUGAUGAAUUAGAACUGCAUGAACUAGAAGCCUUAGAGGAUCCUGAUCCUGAUUCAGAUUAUGAUUAUGAAGAAUCUUAUAGCAAACGAAGAAAAAAGAGGGGCAAUGCUAAAGGUCGUUCCAGUACUGCAAAUUCUGAAAAUCCACCUGCCAAAAGAGGAAGAUCUGGGGCCGGUCGUGGAGGUGGUAGAAGGAAGACACAACCACCUGCUCCACCGCCACCUUAUGAGGUAAUGGUUGAAGGUGACAAACCAUAUGGAUGUGAACUGUGUGGUGCCAAAUACAAGACUAGACCAGGACUUGUUUAUCACUAUGGUCAUAUUCACAAAGAAAACGCUAGUGAUGGCGAUUCCCGCGAUUCUAGCGGUAAACCGCCGCCGGCUGCCACUGCAAAUUCUCCCGUCAACAGUGAGGGGUCGAAUUCCACUUCGAAUAGCGCACAGCCGCAACCGCAAACGCAGCAGCAACAAUCUGCAGCUAAAACAGCAGAAAAAAUUGAUCCAAAAGCGCCUGCCACAGAGUAUCAGGAUAGCUAUGUUACGUUCCUCAACAGUCCAACAUCUGCCGCGCCUGCCGGUACACCGAAAGGCCGCAGUCGCUCUAAUUUACCUGCAAAUUCACCAGUUGUACAUUUGCCUGCCACUAUUUUACCAGAAGAUCCGCCCAUGCCUGUUCUUACACCAGAACCAAAAACAACAGAAAUUAAAGAUGUCGAAAAUCCAUCAACACCAGUUAAUAAACCUGGUCCAGCAGAAAAGGGUAAAGCUGCUCCUUCACCAUAUUGUGACUUCUGCCUAGGUGAUCAGCGUGAAAAUAAGAAAACAGGAACUGCAGAGGAACUGGUAUCAUGCAGUGAUUGUGGAAGAUCAGGUCACCCAUCGUGUCUACAAUUUACUGCAAAUAUGAUUGUAUCUGUUCGCAAGUACAGGUGGCAGUGCAUUGAGUGCAAAUGCUGUUCUCUUUGUGGUACCAGCGAUAAUGAUGAUCAACUGUUGUUCUGUGAUGACUGUGAUCGAGGUUAUCAUAUGUAUUGUCUAAAACCGCCUCUAGCAACUCCACCAGAAGGCUCUUGGAGUUGUCAUUUAUGCCUUACCGAGUUUCACAAAUAAUGCUGCAACUCGGAU
Molecule: messenger RNA, 1733 nt
Organism: Ctenocephalides felis (cat flea)
Lineage: Eukaryota; Metazoa; Arthropoda; Insecta; Siphonaptera; Pulicidae
Gene: d4
Product: zinc finger protein ubi-d4
Exons: 11
Coding region: 168-1718 (516 amino acids)
Biological process (GO): nervous system development
Cellular component (GO): nBAF complex
Source: RefSeq, a predicted model, not a curated record